Cladophialophora immunda is the source of this 1334-nucleotide messenger RNA. RefSeq lists its product as uncharacterized. The transcript has 2 exons. Lineage: Eukaryota; Fungi; Ascomycota; Eurotiomycetes; Chaetothyriales; Herpotrichiellaceae. Bases 1 to 918 code for a protein of 305 amino acids. Gene Ontology annotation, molecular function: oxidoreductase activity. The record is from RefSeq and is a predicted model, not a curated record.
AUGGGCCACCAGGUUCUCCAGCCUCGGUCACCGACGGCAUGCGGCAGAGUACAACUUCGACGACCUUCAACCGACCAAGAACCAGCUGGGACCUAUCUCUCCAAGGCUGAAGUGCUGCUAGCCAACGUGGAACAACAAGGAGCCAAUAUACCACCCUCUAAAACUUACGGCGACAAAUACACCAACCAAGUGGUGGUUGUGACUGGGUCAGCACAUGGGAUAGGGCAUGCCACUGCGGCCCUUUUUGCCAACCAGGGAGCGAAUGUGGUCCUUGUAGACCUUGACGAGCAACAGCUCAAAAAUGUCGAGGCAAACUUCGAAUCUGAAGGCAAGAACGUGACCUAUAGAGUCGCCAAUCUGGCAUCAGAAGAACAGGUCAAUUCAAUGAUCAACGAAGUUGUCUCCUCGCUAGGCAGAAUCGACAUCCUCAUACACAUUGCUGGCAUCUACCCGUUUUGCCCCCUCCUCGAGCAAACGACUCAGGAAUACAAGAAAGUGAUGACAGUCAACAUGGACAGCUGCUUCUAUUUGACUCGGGCGGUGCUUCCACACAUGCAGAAAGCAGGGUAUGGGCGAAUCAUCAACACCGCGUCUGGAACCGCCUCGCACCCGGAACCUGGCCUAGCGGUCUACGCGGCAUCCAAGAGCGCCAUAGUUGCCUUCACACGGGCCACGGCGGCGGAGGCUGGCCCGGGGGUAACGGCGAAUGUCGUAUCUCCAGGCCUCGUCAUGACAGAGACAACCUGGAGCUCUCCUCACGCGAAACCGAUCUUCGACAAGGCAAUGGAAAAGCAGUGCGUCAAGCGAUACGGCCAGGCCCGAGACAUCGCCCACAUGAUCAACUUCAUCGCGAGCCCUGAAGCGGAGUUUGUCACGGGCCAACUCUUGCAUGUCAGUGGAGGCAUGAUUUUCAACUGACGCAAAUCACCAGGGGAUCGAAUAUUGCGAGAAUGCGAGGCAUGCGGCAGUUGUGAAGGCCGACUCUCGGUCAGAGAGGGAGCAGAUGGCCCCGAGGACGGUCUGCCUUCCCACAUCCUCAACUCUUCCGACCUAUGCGAAGACCGGUCAUCCUAGAAGAGGCGGCACGACUUGCAGAUUUUCCAGCCAGACACAUAUCAAUGGCCAGUGAUCGGCGAGACCUGCAUUCAAACGGAAGCUGAACUCUUUCCCAUCAUCUGACCCAGCAGAUGAGGAACUUCGACCGAAACGUUGGUAAGCCAUUGGCCAAGGCCUCUAUCGGUGCGAAGCACCCGACUUCCCUCCUUUGGGGCACCGCCAGUCCACAAUAACUGGCCAGUGUGUCGUCGAAAUCCAGGAAGGAUGGGUAUUGGCGC